Molecule: messenger RNA, 1326 nt
Organism: Echinops telfairi (small Madagascar hedgehog)
Lineage: Eukaryota; Metazoa; Chordata; Mammalia; Afrosoricida; Tenrecidae
Gene: TPM3
Product: tropomyosin 3
Exons: 10
Coding region: 16-891 (291 amino acids)
Biological process (GO): muscle contraction; actin filament organization
Cellular component (GO): actin filament
Molecular function (GO): actin filament binding
Source: RefSeq, a predicted model, not a curated record
CGACAACCACUGCUCAUGAUGGAGGCCAUCAAGAAAAAGAUGCAGAUGCUGAAGCUGGACAAGGAGAACGCUUUGGAUCGUGCCGAACAAGCUGAAGCUGAGCAGAAACAGGCAGAGGAGAGAAGUAAACAGCUGGAAGAUGAGCUGGCAGCCAUGCAGAAGAAGCUGAAAGGGACUGAGGAUGAGCUGGACAAGUAUUCUGAGGCUUUGAAGGAUGCCCAGGAGAAACUGGAGCUGGCUGAGAAGAAGGCAGCUGAUGCUGAGGCUGAGGUGGCCUCCUUGAAUCGUCGGAUCCAGCUGGUUGAAGAGGAGCUGGACCGAGCUCAGGAGCGCCUGGCCACUGCCCUGCAGAAGCUGGAAGAGGCAGAGAAAGCGGCUGAUGAGAGUGAGAGAGGCAUGAAGGUGAUUGAGAACCGGGCUUUAAAAGAUGAAGAAAAGAUGGAGCUCCAGGAAAUCCAGCUGAAGGAAGCGAAGCACAUUGCAGAAGAGGCCGACCGGAAGUAUGAGGAGGUGGCUCGUAAGUUGGUCAUUAUUGAAGGGGACUUGGAACGCACAGAGGAGAGAGCUGAGCUGGCAGAGUCUAAGUGCUCUGAGCUGGAGGAGGAGCUGAAGAAUGUCACCAACAACCUCAAGUCUCUUGAGGCUCAGGCGGAGAAGUACUCUCAGAAAGAAGACAAAUACGAGGAAGAGAUAAAGAUUCUUACCGAUAAACUCAAGGAGGCAGAGACCCGUGCCGAGUUCGCUGAGAGAUCGGUAGCCAAGCUGGAAAAGACCAUUGAUGAUUUGGAAGAUGAACUCUAUGCCCAGAAACUGAAGUACAAGGCUAUUAGUGAGGAGCUGGACCACGCCCUCAAUGACAUGACCUCUAUAGCGUCUCUACAGCCAACUUGAGCGAAACCGGCUGCUUUCUAAUGAGCUGAAGCUAACGCUGCAUGAUCUGUGUGACUGAUGGGCAGGCUCCGUGCUGAUGCCCAUUAAACCGAGCUCACUGCUCACGCCAUUGACCGGACCCCCAGCACAAAGCCGAUUGCCUUUUUAAAACUAUGAUUUUGCCCUCAGCAAACCACAGCACUCAGUCGCGUGUUACUUGGGGCAGUUAGGCCCUAGUGUGCUUUAAGAACAAGUUUAUUUCCUGAGAGCAUUGUCAAGAUGGGACUGUCAAUGCGUGCGUUCUCUUCAAGACCUGAUGGGCGAUGAAGGGAGGGUCCUGGGCGCGUGGUGGUGGGAGUGUGAUCUGUUCCCCCUUCAGUGGCUCCUUCACGGGUGCACUGACUGUAGGAUGUGUUCCCCCACGGGGGUGCUUUCUAACAAUAAAAGGCCUGACUU